AUGACUGCUAGUAACCCCUCCAAAAACUCCCCUGCAGAGAUUUUACCUCCUAUUACAACCUCGUCUCCUCUCUUCAUCCUUUCCCUCCCCUUCAGUGCUGGCACACAACCUCAGACCCCACAGGGGCUCUUGGCCAAACACAAAAACAGCAUUUUUGUAAGCUUGUUAUUGCAAAUUGGGAGCACGGAAGACGUGCACUUUCACGCCCUAUGCCUCCUGCAAUUAUUCAAGAGGAGCUUAUAUGCACGCAAGCACAAGCUCAUACAUAAACCCAGUGGCCACUUCAUGACAAAAGAGAUGGAGAUUAAGUCUUUCAAAAAUUCGUUAAGGAGCGAUAAAGCCUUCACAUCCUCAGACACAGACUUCCUGGCUCUUAGUUUAAUUACAUCGGUGCAGGUCAAUAAAGGGGGCAGUGACACCUCAAGGUCACCACGUGUACAUGUUGACUUAAGUCUGCUCCUUUGCGUCACCCUCCUAGAUCCCAGCAGGCUUAUAAAGAGGGACACACACAAGAGCUCAAACACACUCGAUUUUUUUUUCUCCUCUGAGACGAGAACCAGAGUCACAGCAAAGAUGAGACUGUACCUUGCCAUUGCCGUGCUGAUGCUGGCAUUCGUCGCUUACACAGAGGCUCAGGAGGAGGAGACCAUCGAGCAGAAGUUCACCAAGUUUGGCCAGCAGAUGUCUGAGAUGAGCAAGACCUUUGCUGAUAAGGCCAAGACUACCUUUGCAGACAUCCACACCAGCGAAUUUGCAGUCUCCACCAAAUCCUGGCUUGAGGAACAGUUAGAGAAGCUGAAGACCAAGUUUCAGGAAAUCUCCCAAUAGACAAGAAGACAAGAUAUCUGACUACCUACAAUCACCUCCACAACCCCCCUCUAACAGCUGACCUCUUCACUUUGACCCUCAUAUCGGGACACUGACAUGUCACACACACAUUGCUCUGCUGACCAGACUAAAUGGUUACGUGUCCUCUCUGUGAAGAGAUGUUUUAUUUGUAAUUUGAGUAUUAUUGAAGCAAUAUGAAAAAAGCACAGUGAUCAAAAAUAAAAAGGUUUUUUAUAAAAAUUCUGUGGUACCAUAAAUAUUUCUUCAUUUAAUGAAAAUAACUUUUAAUUGUACUGAAUAAAUGAAUGGAAAUGUCUUUUAAAUAUGUUUAACAUGAAUAAAUGAAGAGUUCUGGUCUAUGAA
Scomber scombrus (Atlantic mackerel) is the source of this 1191-nucleotide messenger RNA. It is a transcript of the gene apoc1, whose product is annotated as apolipoprotein C-I. Lineage: Eukaryota; Metazoa; Chordata; Actinopteri; Scombriformes; Scombridae. The record is from RefSeq and is a predicted model, not a curated record. The transcript has 6 exons. Gene Ontology annotation, biological process: lipoprotein metabolic process; very-low-density lipoprotein particle clearance; negative regulation of lipid catabolic process. The coding region runs from base 1 to 828 and encodes 275 amino acids. Gene Ontology annotation, cellular component: high-density lipoprotein particle; extracellular region; very-low-density lipoprotein particle. Gene Ontology annotation, molecular function: fatty acid binding; phospholipase inhibitor activity.